Molecule: messenger RNA, 366 nt
Organism: Aphanomyces astaci
Lineage: Eukaryota; Oomycota; Saprolegniomycetes; Saprolegniales; Verrucalvaceae
Exons: 2
Coding region: 1-366 (121 amino acids)
Source: RefSeq, a predicted model, not a curated record
AUGAUGCCGUCCGUGGUAUACUUGUACGCCGAGCUGCAGUUGUUGAUGGGCAAUACGGACUACGGUAACAGCCUCGUCCACUUCUUGUGCUUCCCUCAUCCUGCCUGGCCGAUCCUCACGUUGAAGCCGCCAACGCCGUGCGUCAUUCUCGCAGAGGAUCCCAAGCGGAAUCAUAUCGUCGCCGACUAUUGGCUCAAAGAAUCGGUACGUUUGUGGCCCGACGUUCCGUCCGUGCCGCAUCCAAGCGAACCCGGCAGCGUCGUGUAUACGCACGACCUGGGGGCGACAGCGGCCUACGUCGCAACGCGCACCCAGCAGUCCAGUGUAAGCUCAAGAGUUGGAACCUCGACGCCUCCUCCAUGCUAG